GUAGAAGUUGAGAAUGGCAGCAUCUCUUGUGUUAUGUUCGACGCAAUGUUUAUUUGUGUAGAUAUGUUUAUUUCAAAUAUGCAUACCUCGGAAGUCAGAGGUUAUUUUACAAGACUAACAUAAUUUUUGGAAUUUUCUGAGAUGACACAGAAAAAGAACAACUUCUGUAUAUCAGUCAAAAGUUUUUUAUUCUUUUUUGUGUAUUGCUAUGGGUAAUUGUUUGAAAUUGUGUGCAUCUUCGCCAGAAGAUGAUACACUAUUACCAGAGCAUCAAGACCAGGAUUCAUCUUCACCACCUACUCCUAUUGAAGAUCGGACAAUAGAACCUGUAUUCUUUGUGUCACCAAAUAUAGGAAGACCGAUUUCACAGCUAACUGAAGAUGAACAGAUUAAGAUUGCUAAAAGAAUAGGAUUCAUACAGCAACUUCCGACUGGUAUAUAUGAUGGGAGUAAUAAAAAUAAAGAAUGUGCUAUCUGCAUGGGAGAUUUUGUAUUUGGAGAUUCAAUUCGUUACUUGCCAUGUUUGCACAUUUAUCAUGCUCCUUGUAUUGAUGAUUGGCUAAUGCGUUCCUUUACAUGCCCAUCUUGCAUGGAGCCUGUAGAUGCUGCUCUACUGAGUACUUUUCAUACUGCAUAGAGAUUCUUAUGACUUGGUGUUGCCCUGAUUUGUUAUAUAAACAAAUUAGGUGAAGAUGUUGGUGUGGACAGUGGAGUGGUACUUCUGAAUUUCAUAAUAAUCUUUAUGGGAAAAAAAGAAUUGUAUUGAAAAGAGAGAAAUAUUUUAUUCGAAAGUUAUAUAAGUGAUCUGAUGAGAAAUGAAAGGAACUUAUAUAUAUCAUCAUUAUAGGUAUUGAACAAUUCUUAUAUGUUUAAAAUAUUUUAUUACAAAAUAUGGUUAAGAUGCUCUCAAAGCUAGUCAUGUAUCAUAUACCUAUAUGAAUUGAAACUUAAAUGUAGGAGGUAAAAUAUACCUGUGUCAUUCCAUGCCAAAAGUAAAUAAACUUCUUUAUGGCUUGUAGAUCUAGACAUUUGAAGAGUGUUAAAUUAUUCUUUUUUCUGUGAUAAAUUUAAUUACAUACUGUGUUAUUAAGACAUACUGUAGAAGUUUAACAAAUGUAUUUGUUUCUAUAUAUUGUUUUAAAAUCAAUUUAAGGAAAAAAUAGCAUCAAUAUUAUUUUGAUCAGUAGGUAUUUAUUUUAGAAUUUUGAUUUUAAAAGUGUUAAUAGGUCACUAUUUUUAAAAUGUUUAAAAUAUUGCUGAUUAUUUUUAAAUAUAUAUAUAUAUA
This is a messenger RNA of Stegodyphus dumicola, 1285 nucleotides long. Its product is annotated as RING finger protein 11-like. Gene Ontology annotation, cellular component: ubiquitin ligase complex. The record is from RefSeq and is a predicted model, not a curated record. Gene Ontology annotation, molecular function: ubiquitin protein ligase activity. Lineage: Eukaryota; Metazoa; Arthropoda; Arachnida; Araneae; Eresidae. Gene Ontology annotation, biological process: ubiquitin-dependent protein catabolic process.